AUGUUACAACCCUCUGUGCUCUAGCCCAGCUGGAUGUGGUCCUGGACUACCUGCCAUAUUGCUCCAGCUUCAGUGCAGGUUCAGUCUCAGCCCUCUUGUGCCCUGGGUUGUCCACUGGGUGAGCCAGAGGUGUUCCAACCAGCUCUAGUUAGCAAACAGCAGCCCGCAGAUUGCCUGCAUGCCGAGCUGGUGAUUAGGACGAGUUUAAAGUCUAGGCAGAUGGACCUUGCACAGAGCUGGGCCGUGCCUGCUUUGCAGAUGGUGGACACUAAAAGGUGGAGAGAAGCUUCCAGUUCCAUCUCCAGCGCAGAGGAGGAGCAGAGUGCACAGCCGUGGGGCUGGGGCACUCAGUGGCCUUGGGGCUGUCUCCACGCACAGCUUCCCAGAGCUGCAAACAGACCUUCCUCUCUGCUGCCCAGGGAAGAGGGACCGAUGCUCAUCCUAACUUCAUGCUGCAUCAGAGAUGUAGAACUUCCUACCGAGUUUUCUGUCCGCGUUUCUUUUGUUUUUGAUUUGUUUCCUUUUUUUUUAAAGCAGUUUGUUAAUAUUCAUUAAAGAAGUACUGUAUAGUUUAACUUGAUGUCAUAGCAGAUCUUUUAAACAAAAACACGCCGUGUCCCUGUGCUCACACAGGGAUUAGGGGUGCUGGGAAAUGCCGCUGGUGCCGCAGGGCAGGAGGUAAACGGAUCAAGCAGCAAUUGGCAGGCUCAGCAAGGGAAGGCUUAACCCAGCCCAGCGCAGAUUUGUUGCCUUCUGCCCCAGAUCCUUCAGGCCAGCACUGAGCGCAGCAGGACGGGUGCCUCACACUUGGGGUUCCUCCUUACACCGCACCCGGAGGGCAGCCAGGACCCAGCAGUGCUGCUCGUGCCCCCACGGAACAAGGAGGAAGGAAGCCCAGGACCUGUGCAAGAGGACUGUACUGGGGACAGCCGUCCCCACUGCGCGGCAAUGCUGGGCUGGAUCGAGCGGGUGGUCCCACAGCCCCCAGCACAGAACCUGUCUGAGGAGAGCCCUGCAGCCCCACAGCCUGCCAAGGUGCCAGCAGGGAAGGCCAGCACAGGGGAUGCUGUGGACCGCGCGCAGGCUGUUAUCAAAGAAACAGAGAAGAAGGUGGAAUUCGCAGUCGCUGAGGACCCGGCCCCUGCAUCAGCAUCGGUGUUUGAGAGCGUGGGGAGCAGUGUGCUGUCCUGGAUCUCCCAGGGGUUGGAGAAGGUGGUCCCACAGCCAGCACCGGUCCCGGGGUCACUGCAAGCGCUCGGGAAGAGCUUCGAGACCAGUGUUGAUGUCCCCGACCAGACAGAGGUGCAGGUCCUCAAGGAUGAGGAUGAGGAUGCUCUAGAGAUAACACCCUUUGACCCCGAGGAGGAUGAGCUGGAUGGCUGUGAGCUGGAGGAUGGCUUGGGCACGGGCAUGGAGAGCUGGGCAGGAGCACGCGUGCUGAGCUGGCUGGUGCAGGGCUUUGAGAGGAUGGUGCCGCAGCCAGAGGUGCCAAAAAGGCCCGAGCCCGAGCUGAAGAAGGAGCAGUGCAGUGCCACAGCAGGAGGCACGAAGGGGACUAAAACUCGGGUGAAGCCCAAAGACAACAUCCCAGGAGUGGUGGAGCCGGAGGUGGGAGAAAGGCAGCCAGAGCCGGGGACCACCACCCUACUCCCUCGGUCCCUGGCUGGGGACAGUGGCAGCAUGUUUGGCUGGUUUGUCCAGGGGCUGGAGAAGGUGAUGCCGCAGCCCGUGCCCAGGGAGAAGCAGGAUGUGCAGGGAGCAGCCACCACAGCCUUCAGCCCUGUGGAGGAAAUUCAUAUUGUCCCUGUGGAGCCCCAAGAGAUGGACCUUGUGCUGGAGGAGCUUGAUGAUGGCUGGAGUGCUGAAGGCAUGCAUGAAACAACGGGCUGGGAUGACAUGGCUGAGCUGGGGACACUGGGCUGUCCCCUUCCCCCCAUCGAGGAGGAGCUGCAAGAGGAGGAGACCAGGCUGUGGUCCUGCGCCCCGAGUGCAGCUGAAGAGCAGGAGGAGGAGGAGGGAGAAGAGGAGGAGAAGAAGGAGGAAGAGCAGGAGGAGGUGGAGGAGAGCGCAGGGGCCCUACCCCGUUCCCUGUGCCCCUCCACAGAUGAGGGGCCAGAGGACACCUUCUAUGCAGAAGAGGCCCUCAGCUUUGCACGACGGGAAGAAGCUGAGAUAAGCGAUCUGGAAGGCGCUUUCAUACAGGUGCAAGAGCAGGCGGUGCAGGAAGAAACUGCAGGAGCAGACACUGCAGGGCUGAGGUGCUGCCCCGCUCUGGGCAUCGAGGACGUGGAUGGUGGAGGUGACCCCGUGGAGGACGAUGGCACCCGCUUGCCACUGCCCACCCCCGGCUCCCCACACAUGCUGGUGGUGCCUGGAGCCUCCCCCAGGAGGAAGGUGCCGGCCCCUGCAGAUGGCCUGGGAGAAGGGAACUGGGACGAGGAGCAGCAGGACAGCCUGCCUGAGCGCAUCGGCUCGGCCACCAGCCAGGGCAGUGCUGUCAUCCACGACCGCCUGCAGGAGCUGGUGAGGCUCUUCAAGGAGCGAACAGAGAAGGUGAAGGAGAAGCUGACUGACCCCGAUGUCACCUCUGAUGAGGAGAGCCCUACAGCAUCACCUUCCAAGCCAGCACCCACAGCACCGCCCCCACCCCCAGGGGAUGCACAGGUGGGGGAAAAGCCAGCGGAGGAUGAGCACUACUGUGAGAUGCUGUGCUGCACCUUCAAGUGCCAGCCCUGGAUGGACCGCCUGAAAAGCUACCAGUUCCCCAGCAGCAUCGACCCGCUCACCAACCUGGUGUACGUGCUAUGGCUGUUCUUUGUUGUCCUGGCCUGGAACUGGAACUGCUGGCUGAUCCCUGUCCGCUGGGCCUUCCCCUACCAGACGCCGGCCAACAUCCACUACUGGCUGCUCAUGGACUACCUGUGUGACCUCAUCUACCUGCUGGACAUCGUUGUCUUUCAGACUCGCCUGCAGUUUGUCCGAGGAGGAGACAUCAUAAGUGACAAAAAGGCCAUGAAAGAGAACUACCUGCGAUCGCAACGCUUUAAGAUGGACGUGGUGUGCCUCCUUCCCUUGGAUUUCUUCUACUUCAAAGUCGGCGUCAACCCUCUCCUGCGUUUUCCCCGCUGCCUGAAGUACCUGGCCUUCUUCGAGUUCAACAACCGCCUGGAGGCCAUUCUGAGCAAGGCGUACAUCUACAGAGUGAUUCGGACCACUGCCUACUUGCUGUACAGCUUGCACGUGAACUCCUGCCUCUACUACUGGGCAUCAGCCUACGAAGGACUGGGCUCCACCACCUGGGUCUACGAUGGAGAAGGAAACAGCUACAUCCGCUGCUAUUAUUGGGCAGUCAAAACCCUCAUCACCAUUGGGGGCCUGCCAGAUCCCAAGACGCUGUUUGAGAUCGUCUUCCAGCUGCUCAACUACUUCACGGGCGUCUUUGCUUUCUCUGUCAUGAUUGGGCAGAUGAGGGAUGUGGUGGGUGCUGCCACUGCCGGGCAGACGUACUACCGGAGCUGCAUGGACAGCACCAUCAAGUACAUGAACUUCUACAAAAUCCCCAGAACAGUCCAGAACCGGGUCAAAACGUGGUACGAGUACACGUGGCAUUCACAAGGCAUGCUAGAUGAGUCUGAGCUGCUGGUGCAGCUGCCGGACAAGAUGCGAUUGGACAUCGCCAUCGAUGUGAACUACAGCAUCGUCAGCAAAGUGGCCCUCUUUCAGGGCUGUGACAGACAGAUGAUCUUCGACAUGCUGAAGAGGCUCCGGUCGGUGGUCUACCUGCCCAAUGACUUUGUCUGCAAGAAGGGGGAAAUCGGCCGGGAGAUGUACAUUAUCCAGGCAGGACAAGUGCAGGUGCUGGGGGGACCUGAUGGCAAAACUGUGCUGGUGACACUGAAAGCCGGAUCGGUGUUUGGAGAAAUAAGCUUGCUGGCAGCUGGAGGAGGGAAUCGCCGAACUGCUAACGUUGUGGCUCAUGGAUUUGCCAAUCUUUUCAUUUUGGACAAGAAGGAUUUGAAUGAGAUCCUGGUGCACUACCCUGAGUCUCAGAAGCUGCUGCGUAAAAAGGCCAAGAAAAUGCUGAAAAACAAUAAUAAACCCAAAGAUGAGAAAGGAGGGCCUGGAGACCCGCUGAUCAUUCCCCCCAAAGCUGACACCCCCAAGCUCUUCCAGGCUGCUCUGGCUGCUGUGGGGAAGGCAGGAGGCAGAGGGCACCUGGCACAGCUGCGCUGGAAGCUGAGGCAGCUGAAGGCGAUGCAGGAGGCACAGGAUCCCAAUUUCAGUCCAAUACCACCAAAGUCACCGGUGCACCGGAGGUCACCCACUGCCUCCCCCAAAGCAAGGCCCCCUCCAGGAGAAGAGAUAUCCUCAAAAUCCGCUGAUAAUUUAGUCGCUAUCCGUGUGAUUCCAACAGCCCAAGAGGAUGAAGAGAUACUUGCUGCUGAGAUCUCGGAGAAAGAAGAUGAGAAAGAAGACGAGAAAGAAGACAAGAAAGAAGAGAAAUGAGAACCAAGCUGCUGUGGGGGCUGGUGGCACGAGUAGGAAUUGGGCACAUGCCUUGGGUAGAAGCUUUCAGUCAUUAACUAUUACUACAGAUUGGAAGUAGGCAUUGCUAAAUAGGUGCUGCAGGUGGGCUCUGCCUUUCUUCUCUGCUUAGACCUUCAUCCACUGCCAACAGAGCUGUAUGAGGUGGUGAGGGGUGGGCACAGCUGCACGGGGGGUGGGGGUCGCCAUCCCUGGGAGGUGUCCCAGGGUCGUGGGGAUGUGGCACUGAGGGACACGGUUUAGAUUGGCCACAUGUGUUGGUGAUGGUCAGAUGAGAUGGUAUCAGUGGUCUUUCCAGCUUUUGUGAUGCUAUGAUUUCAAAUUCUGUGCUCUGGAAACCUGUUCUAUAGAGCAUCUGUAUGCACGUUCCCUCUAAGUAUCAGGCCUGAGAUCUUACGGAGGGACAGCCCAGAAGAAUCAGCUUUUUAUGUCUCUGAAUGGUUAAUGAGUGGCUGCUCAGAUAAAGCAAGUUUUUCACCUCGAAGCUGAGUCACUCGAGGGAGAACAACAAGACUUCUCUGUUGGACCCAAGGUCGUUACAAGCAGCGGGAGAGUGACUCAUCUGGAAAGGAUCUGGGCUGCGAUCCGGAGCCAAGCACAGACUCAAAUCACCAUGGUGAGUGCACAGGGGGACCCCCCCAGCCUCACGCUGCCAGCCAACAGCUCCUGGGGAGGGGGGAGAAACCCAAACUUCAAGGAACUCCAGCACGUCCCAUGGGCACCCGCUGCCCUUAACAUCGCAUGGGAAACCCCAACCUCCUGCCCGCCUUCCUUCGUAUUUCGUGUCCUCAGCUAUUUGCACGUGGCUCCCUGCUGGGUAGAAGCAAAGUGCUUGGCGGUACAGAAAUACCUCCAUAAACAAAGCAGGAAAUGUGGCAAAGUCAGGCUGAUGUGCUGCUGUGAUUUGAUACGGUUUAGUGGAACAGUUUACAUUGGAAGUGCUCUGUAACAGCUUUCAUAAUCCACCCUACCUACAAUAAACACCACUUAGC
This is a messenger RNA of Meleagris gallopavo (turkey), 5537 nucleotides long. RefSeq names its product cyclic nucleotide gated channel subunit beta 1 (gene CNGB1). Gene Ontology annotation, molecular function: protein-containing complex binding; intracellularly cGMP-activated cation channel activity; intracellularly cAMP-activated cation channel activity. Gene Ontology annotation, cellular component: intracellular cyclic nucleotide activated cation channel complex; photoreceptor outer segment; plasma membrane. Lineage: Eukaryota; Metazoa; Chordata; Aves; Galliformes; Phasianidae. The record is from RefSeq and is a predicted model, not a curated record. Gene Ontology annotation, biological process: retina homeostasis; monoatomic cation transmembrane transport.